AUGCCUCCGUCAGAAGACCCAGACUUGACUCUUUUCGACAUGGAGACCUUUAGCUUUCGCGGUCUAGAUGAAGAGCAAACGCUGGAUCCCUCGAGUCUCGACUUCACAAAACCCUUGCCUGCCAGCAAUAACGACAACUUUCUCAACAACCCCGAGUCCGCAAAUUCCUUUGUUUUCCACGAGAGCUACCAAGAAGAAUCCCUCUCCGACUCUUCUUCUUCGAAACGAGCGAGUAGCGAAGCCUCUUCCAAGACCGGGCCGAUGGAUUCCGCCAUGAUGAAUGACAUCAGCAUGGAGGACGGGGCCUUUCACAAUGCACCUUCGGCACCCCCGCUCGAGAUGGAAAGCGCUUUCGACGAAGAUGAAUUUAUGAACCAGUCAUUUGACUUUGCUAGGGCGUCGAGCAGCCCCAGUGAGGUACCGAAAACCCAACUCGUGGCGAACGGUCGAUCGUCAAAAUCGAGGCCUCACCACAAGAGCCGAUCUCAACACUCGUUCAAAAUCUCAUCGAGAGAGGUAUCGCCCCAUUCGAAUGCCUUUGCAAGCAACGCCUCGUCGCCGAAUGGUCAGAUGGAUUUCCAUGACCCGAGGCAGAUGAUGAUGCACCAUCAGGCCAAUGGUGCGCCGACCUGGCCUCACCACCUCAGUCCCGCGACGGCGAAUCAUCUCUCCCACGCGUUCGCCACGAACCCCGUCGCCGCGAGCCAGGCCAUGGUCUUGGCCCAGUUUCCGACCUUUAUGUCCGUGCCUCAAGGGGCCCUCGACGUACUCGGCGCUAAUCAGCCGUUCCUAACCUUUGAUAGGGAGGGCAUGCCUCCCAAGACACGAGUUGAGACUCAGAUCCACCUCAAGACGGUCUUCUCCCGCCUCCCACCCGGCGUUGCGAAGCUCCACCUCCCUAAACAUACCGUUUCCAAGCCUAAGCUAUGGUCCAAGGUUUCUUAUGUACCCUCGCCUGACACGCUUGACCUACACACCAUGCUUGUGUGCACCAGUGCUAUGGAAAAUGAUGAGAUGAGGAUGCGGGCGAUGAAAAGGGCUAGGGAAGGCCCUAACUCUGGCUUUAACGAUGCGAAGCCCGAAAAGGAGACGGACGACGACAAACCUUUAAACGGCGGCGAGGUCUGGAUCUGCACCAACUGUAUCGACCGUGAGAGAAAACGAUCGGAACGGAAAAAGGUGAAGAAGCCGGACGAGGAGGGCAUCUGGAAGGCCGAGGAAUGGCGCCGAGUCGUCGUUUUCAACACCCACGAGAUUCGCGAGUUUCCCAAGCCCGACCCCGUAACGGGCGCGACCGUGAUCGAGCUCCCGAUGCGCAUCGCCUGCUACUGUCGCCAUCAACAGGAGAAGAUGGGGUUCCAAGUCAUCUUCACCAUUCGAGACCAUCUCGGCCGCGUCCUGGCCCAGGAGUUGACACCGUCCAUCAUGAUUACCGACGACCACAAGAAUCACCUUCCGCCCUCAGGCCCGUCCCCUCUAGCACUCAGAUCUCAUCCCGGGCAAGCCAGAACCCCCGGCCUCGAACGGCAUGGCACAACCAACCCCGUUCCGGUCUAG
Messenger RNA from Parascedosporium putredinis, 1557 nucleotides. The record is from the annotation of a GenBank genome assembly. NCBI's taxonomy places the organism in Eukaryota, Fungi, Ascomycota, Sordariomycetes, Microascales, Microascaceae.